CAUUAGGGCACGAAAUUUUCUAUCGUUGAACGAGAACAAUAGUUAAACAAAGCUUCAGUUCAACGAUAUCGUGUAGUAAUAUUCAUUAUUUCUCAAGUAGCCGUAUUUCUUUGUUAUAUUUGGUGAGUAAAAUGGACACAAAAUUAUCGUUGGCUAAUGCAAAUUGGAUGAAAGAUUUAGACCCCAGAUUGAAAGAUGUCAGCAUUUGUUACUUAGCUAUUCCAGGUUCACACGACUCUUUGUCUUAUUCAAUUACACGACAAAACGGUUUAUCUCCAGAUGCUCCCAACAUAGCUAAAAUAUUUGGUCGUUUCUUAGGCAGUUUUAUGGGACGAAUUACCUUCAACUGGUGUGUAACCCAAUCUUUGGACAUCAAACAGCAGUUUCUAUUUGGCAUCAGAUAUUUUGACAUACGAACUGCUCGAAAAGGAUCAAAGUUGUUAGCUUGUCAUGGCCUAUAUGGAAUGGAAGUUAUUGACGCUUUGGAAGAAAUAAACGAAUGUUUGAACGAGCAUCCUGAAGAAGUAGUCAUCUUGGAUUUCCAACAUAUAUACGAUUUCACAUCUAUGGAUCAUAGAUUUCUGAUGGGAAAAAUUCAUUCCAUUUUUCAAUUCAAGUUAUGCCCUGAACCAAAAAACGUCACUGAUGUAACUUUAAAUUGGCUGAAAAACAAUCGUUAUCAAGUGAUCGUAAUUUAUAGGACAGAUGAAAUUGACUUGACGUCAUAUUUGUGGCAUUCUUCAAAAUGGAUAACUUUAUGGCCUAAUACAACAAACCUAAACUAUUUGUACAAUUAUCUCACUGAAACGUUGAGAGAUCGUCCCGAAAAUACAGGUUUCGUCUCUCAAUGCUUAUUUACUCCAUCUACUGCGUUUAUAACUUUCCAUAUAUUAUCUACAUUAAAGAAAAAAUGCUGCAUAGAAUGUGAUUUGAAAAUUAAAUCUUUAUGGAUUAAAAAACAAAAAUCGUUGAGACCAGACGGCGUGAAUGUAGUUAUUGCUGAUUUCGUUAAUUUACCCCAUUUUGAUUUCUGUUCAACGGUAAUUAAUAUAAAUAAUUGUAGUCUUUAAAUGACAUUACGUUUAAGAUGCUUUUCGGCUGUGGCUCUAUUUCGUUUUAGUACUUUUUAAAAUGCAUUGCAUACCUGGCGUUUUUAUAUUUUAUAGUUUAAAUUUUUAGUUACUCGUAUUGUGAAUUUUAGUAGUUCUUAUUCUGUGAUAUGAUUUAAUACCUAAUAUUGAAAUUUUAUGAAUUUAAAUUGUACGUGAAUUUUAAAGUGUAAAAUACAUGAAUAUGUUACAUUAUUUUACGAAGAAUUAUGUAUCUUGGAGAAAAUAAAAAAUUCUUAUUAAAA
Molecule: messenger RNA, 1354 nt
Organism: Planococcus citri (citrus mealybug)
Lineage: Eukaryota; Metazoa; Arthropoda; Insecta; Hemiptera; Pseudococcidae
Product: PI-PLC X domain-containing protein 2
Exons: 4
Coding region: 132-1070 (312 amino acids)
Biological process (GO): lipid metabolic process
Molecular function (GO): phosphoric diester hydrolase activity
Source: RefSeq, a predicted model, not a curated record